Messenger RNA from Paramecium octaurelia, 767 nucleotides. NCBI's taxonomy places the organism in Eukaryota, Ciliophora, Oligohymenophorea, Peniculida, Parameciidae. The record is from the annotation of a GenBank genome assembly.
UAAAGAGAUGGCUGACACAAAAGGGUCUAUGGUAGCACCGCUAUCUAAAUAUAAAUUGGUUUUCUUGGGUGAUUAAUCAGUCGGAAAGACAUCCAUUAUAAAUCGGUUCAUGUUUGAUACAUUUGAUGGGAAGGAUCAUGUAAGAGAAAGUUAAAUUAAAAAACAAGCCAACAGUGGGAAUAGAUUUUAUUUCAAAGACUCUGUACUACGAGGAUAGGACGAUACGUUUAUAGUUAUGGGAUACUGCAGGGUAAGAGAGAUUUCGAUCAUUAAUUCCGAGUUACAUAAGGGACAGUGCAGUGGCAGUAGUGUGUUAUGAUGUGGAAGGUAGAUGUAACAACAUAUGUAGUGAAAACUUCAUUUGCGAACAUAACUAGAUGGAUAUAGGAUGUUCGUUUAGAGAGAGGAAAUGAUGUGAUUAUAUUUAUAGUGGCAAACAAGAUCGACUUGGAUAAUAGGUAAAGAAUCGGUACUAAAUGUAAGAGUGAUAUCUACUGAGGAAGGAGCGAAUCUAGCAAAAGAAAGUGAUGCUCAUUUCAUAGAAGUAAGUGCAAAGACAGGGAACAAUGUCGAAUUAUUAUUUAAAUAAAUUGCAGCAACAUUGCCAGGGACAGAGACUUCUUAAAUGGUUAAUUCUGUAAUGAACAACCCAAAUCAAUGUACGAUAUUUAAACAUUCAAGCAAAUCCUAUAUAAAUAGAUAACAAAAGUAACUAGGAGUAGGGGAAAGUCGAAAGUAAGGCCUGUUGUUGAAUCUAAUAAAUUUAU